GGGAACCCCGCGAAGUUUCCCACCUCCCAUCCCCUCUUCUCCCCUCGUGCGGCCGUCAAACCCCGUCGCCGCCGUCAAACCCAGCCUGCUAACGGCGGCGCGGACGGCGCUAAUCCGAAUAUAUAAUCCCCCGCCCCCGCGGCUCUCCUCCCCACACACCAAGAGCAAGAGCGAGAGGAUCACUCCCAGAAUCACCGGCUAAGCUUAAGCUCCCUCGUGAUCUCAAAACCACCUCUUUUUCCCCCCACUUUCCACCUCGUGCUCACCGACGGGGUCCCUCCCUGCCAUGGAGGCCGUCGGCGUCGCCCCCGCCCCCGCGGCGGUGGCGGUGGCGGAGCAGAAGAUGAAGCUUCUCGAGCCGAGGAAGGAGCCCCUCGCCUCCGCCGCCGCCGCCGCCAAGGCGCCGUGCAAGUGGGCGAUGAAGAAGAAGCUCGUGGGCGGCGACGCCGGCUACGUGCUCGAGGACGUGCCCCACCUCACCGACUACAUGCCCGAGCUCCCGACGUACCCGAAUCCACUCCAGGACAACCCUGCCUACUCGGUCGUCAAGCAGUACUUCGUCAACACGGACGACACCGUCACGCAAAAGAUUGUUGUUCGCAAGACCAGUGCGAGAGGCACACACUUCCGGCGCGCCGGGCCGCGGCAGAGGGUCUACUUCCAGCCCGAUGAGGUGAACGCCGCCAUCGUCACCUGCGGCGGCCUCUGCCCCGGGCUCAACACGGUCAUCCGCGAGCUCGUCUGCGGGCUGUACGACAUGUACGGUGUCACCAGCGUCGUUGGCAUAGAGGGUGGAUACAAGGGCUUCUACUCUCGAAACACCGUUACAUUGACACCCAAGUCAGUGAAUGACAUCCACAAGAGAGGGGGGACCAUUCUUGGAACUUCAAGGGGAGGACAUGACACUGCCAAAAUUGUGGAUAGUCUUCAGGACCGUGGCAUUAACCAGGUCUACAUUAUUGGAGGUGAUGGUACCCAGCAAGGCGCUUCCGUAAUAUAUGAGGAAGUACGUAGACGGGGCCUCAAAUGUGCAGUGGUUGGUGUCCCAAAGACCAUAGAUAAUGAUAUCGCGGUGAUUGACAAAUCUUUUGGAUUUGACACUGCUGUCGAGGAGGCUCAAAGAGCUAUCAACGCUGCUCAUGUUGAAGCUGAAAGUGCAGAGAAUGGCAUUGGUGUUGUGAAGUUAAUGGGCCGCAACAGCGGGUUCAUCGCAAUGUAUGCUACUCUAGCUAGUCGUGAUGUGGAUUGUUGCUUAAUCCCAGAGUCUCCCUUCUACCUUGAAGGAAAAGGGGGCCUCCUUGAGUUCGUCGAGAAACGGCUCAAGGACAGUGGGCAUAUGGUCAUUGUGGUGGCCGAGGGUGCUGGCCAAGAUCUUAUAGCCCAAAGCAUGAAUUUUGUGGACACUCAGGAUGCUUCUGGAAAUAAGCUGCUUCUGGAUGUUGGCCUUUGGCUAUCCCAGAAGAUCAAGGAUCAUUUCAAGAAGAAGACUAACUUCCCCAUAACUCUCAAGUACAUUGACCCGACAUACAUGAUCCGCGCGGUCCGGUCAAACGCCUCGGACAACGUCUACUGCACUCUGCUUGCGCACAGCGCCCUCCAUGGCGCCAUGGCAGGAUACAGUGGCUUCACCGUCGCGCCCGUGAAUGGCAGACACGCUUACAUCCCAUUCUAUAGAAUCACCGAGAAGCAGAACAAGGUCGUGAUCACUGAUAGGAUGUGGGCGAGGGUGCUGUGCUCGACGAACCAGCCGUGCUUCCUCAGCCACGAGGACGUGGAGAACAUGAAGCACGACGACGACGAGCGCCACCACCUGCACAACACGCAGCUCCUCGACGGCGCACCGGCAAAGUGUUCACCCAACUGUAAUGGAUCAGCUGGAGCAGAGUGAGAGGCACAAAGCUAUUGGGAUUUGGGAUGGAUAUAUUGAGCAUGUGUAGUUAUAGCCAUCUUUUUUUUAACUUUCUCUUGUGUUUUUUUUAGCUUGCCUUGUAGUAGAGACUUCACCGAAGAAUUACUGUAUAAUUAUAAAUAAGGGUUCCACGAUAGCAA
Molecule: messenger RNA, 2049 nt
Organism: Hordeum vulgare subsp. vulgare (domesticated barley)
Lineage: Eukaryota; Viridiplantae; Streptophyta; Magnoliopsida; Poales; Poaceae
Product: ATP-dependent 6-phosphofructokinase 6-like
Exons: 11
Coding region: 287-1888 (533 amino acids)
Biological process (GO): glycolytic process; fructose 6-phosphate metabolic process
Cellular component (GO): cytoplasm
Molecular function (GO): 6-phosphofructokinase activity; ATP binding
Source: RefSeq, a predicted model, not a curated record